UGGGAGGGAGUCGAGGACGUGGCUCGCGUAGGUGAGGUUUCCCGAAAGAGCGGAGAAGGUGAAGAGCUUUAUGAGCUCGUGGGUGGUGUUUUCCGGCGAUCCGGACCCGGAUUUCAGAAUCCGGGCGUGGAGCUGCAUCGCUUGGCUCAUGGUAGUGAUUUCCAUGAGAGAGAGAGAGAGAGAGAGAAUGGAGUUUGGACAGAUGGGCAAUGAGAGGAUGACACAAAAUCACGUGAAGCGGACAUGAACACCCUAGGGGCGGACGACGUCGUUUCUCGUUAAUAAUGAUCUAGCUCGUAACUCUCUUAUUGCGGUCAGUUUCGCUCGACAUGUCUCGAAACAGAUCUGUCCCCAGAGAAACUGUCCCCAGAGAAAUUAAUUCAACAAUUUAAAAACCCACGUCUCAAUUUCUUCUGCUCAGCAAUUUCAACCCACCGUCUCGGAGUUUCAAGCUUAGUUUCUAUUUCAGAAGAACUUUCUACGGCUUCAAUCUUUUUAAGAGACAGAUUUUGAUUCUAAGCUGUAGAAAUUUCGGAUUUCGGAUAGCUAGUUCCGAGCCGAAAGCUAUGGUGAAGGAAACUGAAUAUUAUGAUAUAUUGGGAGUGAGUGUGGAUGCGUCCUCAGCAGAUAUCAAGAAGGCCUACUACCUCAAGGCAAGGAUAGUACAUCCAGAUAAAAAUCCUGGAGAUCCAACUGCUGCCCAUAAUUUCCAGGUACUUGGGGAGGCUUAUCAGGUUCUAAGUGACCCUGAAAGGAGGGAGGCAUAUAACAAGAAUGGAAAGGCAGGAAUUGCUCAAGAUGCCAUGAUGGAUCCAUCAGCUGUGUUUGGUAUGCUUUUUGGGAGUGAGUUCUUUGAAGACUAUGUUGGGCAACUUGCACUGGCUUCUUUGGCUUCUGUUGACUUUGAGGAAGACCCCCAGGAUAUUGAAGUUCGGAAAAAAGUUCAGGAGAAGAUGAGGGCAUUACAAAAGGAAAGGGAGGAAAAGCUCAUAGUAACUCUGAAAGAUCGCCUUCAACCAUUCAUCGAGGGUCGAACAGAUGAGUUUGUGGAAUGGGCGAACUCGGAAGCCAGCCAUCUCUCACAAGCUGCUUUUGGUGAGGCUAUGCUUCAUACUAUUGGUUAUAUUUACACAAGGCAAGCUGCAAGGGAACUUGGAAGAGACAGGCGGUACAUGAAAGUACCAUUUUUAGCUGAAUGGGUACGAGACAAAGGGCACCAGAUAAAAUCGCAAGUGAUGGCAGCUUCAGGUGCUGUGUCUUUAAUUCAAAUACAGGAGGAGAUUAAGAGGUUGAACCAAGGGGAAAACAAGGAAGAACACAUACUGAAAGCCGUUGAAGCUAAGAAAGAUGCAAUGCUUAAUUCCCUGUGGCAGAUAAAUGUAGUUGAUAUUGAGUCAACUUUGUCCCAUGUCUGCCAAGCGGUUCUUAGAGACCCUAGUGUUUCAAAGGACAUUCUCAAGCUACGGGGCAAAGCCAUGAAAAAACUCGGAACAAUCUUCCAGGGUGCCAAGUCUGCUUACAGUAGAGAAAACAGCUUGCGCCAUGAAAAUGAGAAACUGGAAGGUUGUGCUUCGUCUUCAUAGUCAUGUUGAUGCUGACCGGGUAAAUGUAUUGUUCUUUCAUGUACCUUGUGUGAGGAUAGUUUGUUUGUUGUGGGUGUGGUCUCUACUGCUGCAUAUUUGUAUCUUAAACUUUGGAAAAUGUGUUGAAUAUUGCUUACAGUCGAUCGAGUUCAAUCCCUUGUUUUA
This is a messenger RNA of Malania oleifera, 1748 nucleotides long. Its product is annotated as chaperone protein dnaJ 10. Bases 567 to 1583 code for a protein of 338 amino acids. The transcript is spliced from 11 exons. NCBI's taxonomy places the organism in Eukaryota, Viridiplantae, Streptophyta, Magnoliopsida, Santalales, Ximeniaceae. The record is from RefSeq and is a predicted model, not a curated record.